This is a messenger RNA of Funneliformis mosseae, 144 nucleotides long. Lineage: Eukaryota; Fungi; Glomeromycota; Glomeromycetes; Glomerales; Glomeraceae. The record is from the annotation of a GenBank genome assembly.
AUGCCUGAAGAGUCUACGAAUUAUACUAUAGGCGAUAUAGAAUCAGAAGACUCUGAUCCUGAAUCUAAAUCUAAAUCUAAAUUUGGGCUAAGUGAUUCAAAAGGGAUUAGCUUAAUAUUUAGAUCUCAGACUUCAUCAUCUUAA